Messenger RNA from Oldenlandia corymbosa var. corymbosa, 4183 nucleotides. Lineage: Eukaryota; Viridiplantae; Streptophyta; Magnoliopsida; Gentianales; Rubiaceae. The record is from the annotation of a GenBank genome assembly.
AAUGAAUGAGCCCUAUCUUCGAAUUUCAGUAAUCCGUUAUACUAACCAUUACUUUGGAUAACACUUCAUUGGAUUAGAUCAGGUUGUUCAAAAAAUCAUUUUGAAAUGGGUCCUAUAUUCCACGUAUCUCUCUCAUUGAAUGUUGCCCUCAUCUCUUUCCUCAAAUCUCAUAGUUUGCCUCAAAUUCUAAUCACAUCUCUAUUGUCUCACUCCUCUAUAAUCUCCUUCAUUCUCUCUUUGAUUUUGCCAUCGACUAACGCCCGCCACAGAUGCCGUCCCGCUUUGCUUUUGCCCUAUGAGUGGCCACCGCUGCAACCUCACUUUGCUUGCCGCCUAACCAAGAUCACGGAUUCCGCCUCAAUUUCUUAUUAUUUGAUAAGUGAUUUGUCAUCGGCUUGAUCGCCUCUAUUCCCCUCCAGUACCAUUCAGAACCCGUACAGCAGAGGUAUUUUCUCUGUUCUCAUUGUCCUAGCGAAUUGUGAUUCCCUUAUUACGGAUUGAUUGGUUCCUUUUUAUAGUUGGUUUUUCUAUUGUGUGGCUAAUUACUUUUAAAAUUCAUGAAAACUUUAUAUGUUUUCGCCACUUCAAAAUAUUUUGUAAUUUUGAAGGAGAUUUGGGACAUUUGAUUUGUUGCUCUGAACAUUAAUUUUUGUUAGAAUUUCUUAUUGUUACGCCAGUCUUAUGUUUCCUUUUCUAUUUUUGCCUUCACUUUUUGACAUCGGUGUAUAUAGAGGAAUCCACAUUAUGCCUGAGUAGGUUGUAGUAUACCCCUGUACAUUAUAUAUAGUAUAAAUCUCUGUGAAUAAAGCCUCAAGUAAUGGGUUGAUAAGUUUUGCAAUUGUCUAUAUAGUUUAUGGUUCGCCACUAAGAUUGGAUUUUUGAAUGUUAUUUUAGUUUUGAAUAAAACCACUCUUAGUGUUAUUUAAAGAAUAGAUAUUUUAAUAUAAUCUCUUUUCUUAAUGCAAGUAUCUUUUUCCAGGGUCUAAUUGAUCACUUGUCCUUUUUUUCUUCCUUUUCUUUUGGUUAUAUCAAGGUGGAUUCAUGUAUGCUUAUCUUAGAGUGAUUGUAGUAGACUAGCGAAUGAAAAUUAUAAGUUUGCCGGUGAAACUGGUAUUUUUGUUUGGUUUUGAUUCGUUUUAAUAUUGGACUAAUCAAUAUUACAAAACUGUUUGUACUCUUUCGUACUGUGAAGAGGUUGGCAUCCGUUGCACCCAACGUUUAAUUUGUUUUGUUUUACCACCAAAAAUAUAUUUUUGGUUUAAUUAGAAUUGGAGUCCGACUUGGCUUGGUAUUGAGAAGCUUUUUGCAUGUUGCCCAAUUUCCUACAUUUUUGGAGAGUUAAUUGACCCCAUUUGAUGAUUAGUUUUACGGGAAAAUAAGCUAGGGAGUAGGAGUUUUAUUAUGAUUAGAAGUUAGGCAAGUAUACUACGGGUUGUAUUCUUGUAUGAUUAAAGAAGUGGAUUUCUUCUACCUUCAUAGAAUCCUAAAGGAACUCUACUUCCAUUUCUUUCGCACAAAACCAAGGACGGCCUAUUCUUCUAUUUAAGCAGCUGAGCGCAAGAGAGAAAGAGAACCUCAAUUCAUCAUCAUCGAUAUCAUUCAUUUUUCUUUAUUUUUGGUCUUUUCUUUCAUGUAUUUUUAUCAUGUUUUUCUAGUAUAGUCUAGCCUAGUUUUUCGCCUAUUUUUCUUUAUAGAAAUUGAACCUUAAGUCCUCAAUAAAAAAAAAAAAUUCUUCCUUUCAUUUUUUAUUAUGGGAUCUGAUCUUAGUAACCCUAGGGAUCCGAUCUAUACUUCUUCUCUAUAUAAUAGGUCGCAUAGUAAUUCCCAAUCUCCAUAUUCUUAUAGUCCAUCACCACUUGGUGGGUAUAUCUCUCAACAGCCCGCAGUUCCACAUGUAGGACCUAAUUCUUUGGGGGCUGAAAAUAAUAUCGGAUGGCAGGCUACCCUUGAUGGCCGCUUUCCUCAAUUUUAUGGUCAACAUGGCGCGAAACAGCAAUCUAGUUGUAUUGACGGACGGCGUGAUGGGUCUAUGGUGCAAGAUCCCUCAAGAUUCUUGGGGCUGCCUGCUGUUGGUAAUUCAAAUGCUACACAUGAAUUUUACAAUAUGCUAAUUAGUGAAAACAUGGUGCAACAACUGCUGGUUUUGUCGCCGCAACAACAGGCAAGUUCAGGCGCAAGCGCAUCCGCAGGUUCUGUAGCCGCAACAUCAGCAAUUGCAGAUGCAUGCACUUCAGCAACAACAGGUGUCGCCGGUGCAACGUCAGCAAGUUCUGUUGUAGGCGCAACCACAUCAGGUUAUGUCACCGCAGCAUCAACAAAUUCUGUUGCAGGCACAACCACAGCAAGUUUUGUCACAACAAUCAGCAAGUUCAGAUGCAGGUGUUGCAACAGUUGCAGUUACAGCAGGUAGUGCCGCAGGUACAGAAUCUGCAGGUGGUACAACAAACUCAGCAGACGCAAGAAGCAAGUGAAAAUUCAGUUGCAACAGCAGACUAGCUGCAAGAAAAUUUUGUGACAGAUUUAUCGUCAAUACCCGGAAGGCUACCUAGUGAUUUUGAUGCUGAAUGUGGCAAGCUUAGGGAAAGCCUGCAGAAAGAGUUUGAGCACCCUCAACAAGCGUUUGUUGCUGCAAAUGAAUAGGUGUUGCAGCCAUUAAAUACAAUGGCGAUUAUUAAAACUAUAGUUGUUACUAAACAUUGUGUGCAUACUGAUUCGUUUUGUUUGCCUAAUGAAUCUGUCAUUGUUGAAAACGAGUUUGUUGAGGUUAAGUACAGGAGAUCUUGUGAGUCUUCUAGCAGCGACAAUGAUAUUGAGGAGAUUAUUUGUGACAGCUGCAACAAUGUUUCACCUGCAAAGAUAAUUCUGUUUGCCCAAGUGUCGACGAAAUUAAGGGCGAGCAAGAGCAAGGCCAAGUGACAAUUCCUGAUGCCAGUUUAUCUAUGAUAGCUGAACCGGCACAAUGCUUAGUCGCUGAUGUUCCAAAAGAAGCAGCAGCAGACCAACAGAUUCCAUGCCGGUUAAGCAGAAGUUUAAUCAUGCCAGGCUUUACGACAAGAGAGGUUCUGCCAACAGAAGAAGCAGGCAGAAUAAAGGGAAUCCAAUACAGCAUGGUUUUCAUGUUGCAGAAAAAGUCGACGACGGUUCUCAAUUACGUGGCAUUGAUUUUGGUGGUGGCAACAAUAAUUACACUUAUUUAGAUUAUGGUGCUGCUGUCGAAUGGAGGAUUGAUUUGGCUAAAGAUCGUGAGUUACUGAAGUCCUUGAUUGGCCGAAAAAAGAAGCGUUCUGCAAGAGAUCAGUCGAAGAUGCUUACAUCUUCCGUUAUGCGGCCUAGCAGAAUCAAGGCAUUUGGGGCCGAGGUUGUCGUUGCUAAGUUUAGUAGUGAUUCGGCUAAGAUCAAUAAUGAUGUGAUUAUUCAGGGUGCAGCCGACCAAGAGAAAGAAUCUGCUGUUGCAGGGUCAAAGGGCGAUGAUAAAGCUGGCGACGAUCAAGCAAGUUCUGUUGCAGAUGCUAGUAAGUUGUCGACGAUUAAUGAAGCAGUUGAAAGUAUCACUGCAACAUCAAGCUGUCGGGUUCGGAAUGAUAAUGGAUGCCAGAAUAGUGGUUCUCCUGCACAUGAGGGUCAAUUCCAGCAAGCUCAUAAAGUUCAUCUCGGCAAUAUUGUUAACCAUACUUGGCGUUCAAGAAGUUCUGGCACAACAUGUGAUUUUCGAAGGAGACGUCCAACAUCUCCGCGAAGACUUCAAACCAGGAAAUUGGUUGGAACCCAUUACAUCAGAAAGAGCUCCAUUUUCCGUUCCAGGGAGGAUUGCAUUUGAAUGUCCUUCACUUCCAUUGUGAUCAGCUGGCUCACGUAAUUAUGGCGAGAACAAAACAUGGGGGCAUGGCGAGGAAGGAGUGUAGGGAGAAUGGAUCCAUGACUAUUAGCCAAAAUUUACAUGCAUUUUAUGCAAAGGGACGAAGACAACAACAAACUAAAAUGAAGCCGGUAUAUUUUAAUAAAUUCUAUAAUUUCUUUUCAAGAGGAGUAAAUUCUAUAAUUAUACUUACAUAAAGUUCUGUAUGAACAUGAAUCCCUUGAAAAAUUUGUAUAGUUAGCAAUACACUACGAAAUAGUUAUACUGUUUUUAGUUAUAACUCCUUUUAAUUUGUUUCAGUUUUUCAUGGCACAAUUACUAAAAAAG